This is a messenger RNA of Ostreobium quekettii, 1554 nucleotides long. NCBI's taxonomy places the organism in Eukaryota, Viridiplantae, Chlorophyta, Ulvophyceae, Bryopsidales, Ostreobiaceae. The record is from the annotation of a GenBank genome assembly.
AUGAACCCAUUCCAGCGGCCGGCGGCCUGGCUGUCCGCCUUUCGCCGCGACCUGACGCUGUCGGAAAUCAGUGGCGCGAUGGGCGACCUGGGCACCUUCCUUCCGCUGGUGCUGGGCCUGGUGCGGCAGGUGGGCCUGGACCUGGGCACCACGCUCGUGGCCACGGGCGCCUACAACGUCGUCACCGGCCUACACUUCGGCAUCCCGAUGCCCGUUCAGCCGAUGAAGACCAUAUCGGCGGUGGCGCUGUCGGACGAGCCGCUCAGCGUGCCCGAGGUCAUGGUGGCGGGGCUGGGCGUCAGCGCCAUGGUGCUGUUUCUGGGGCUCACGGGCCUCAUGAGCCACUUCAACAGGCUGGUGCCAAUGCCGCUUGUCCGGGGGGUCCAACUCGGCGUCGGACUGAAGCUGGCUAUCAAAGGGUUUGGUAUGGUGUUGUACAAGGCAGCCAGUGGCAGGGUAUGGAGGGACUGGUGGGGAAUCGAGGGUCUGGUUCUGGGCAUAUUUGGCUUCGUUUUUGUUGCGACUACGACCAUGCCUUCAGCGGCAGUUGUGUUGAAGGGCACAGAUACGCAUGAAAACAAAGCUGCUAAUAGUGAAAGGAAGUUGCAGGAAUCUCAAAAGGGCGGACCAGCAGGCAGCGAUUCUUCCACAGAUGGGGACACACAGCACGACAUGGAGUCUAUGGGGGGGGCGUCAGCCCUUGCACUGGCCACAUCUCGAGAAUCAUCAAGGGCGCUCGUUUGUCAGACCAGCAGCAGCGACGGCAGCCAAGGCAGCAGCAACAGUCCUUCUCCAUGCUGUGGCUCCACAGGUGCCGCUCGUAAGGUGCCUGCUGCACUCUUGCUGGUGGUCCUGGGUCUCGUGCUGACGAUGUCAUUUCACCCAUCAACCUUGAAGUCGCUGAGCUUGGGCCCAAGCAGCGUGGACAUCAUCGUCCCCACAUGGAGUGAGGUCAAGACGGGCCUGCUGCGGGGCGGCCUGCCCCAGCUUCCCUUGACGACCCUCAAUUCUGUCGUGGCUGUUUGCAAGCUCUCCUCAGACCUGUUUCCUGACAGACCAGCGAACCCUGACAGUGUUGCCUUCAGUGUGGGCUUGAUGAACAUCAUAGGGGCAUGGUUUGGUGCGAUGCCGUCCUGUCACGGGGCGGGGGGCUUGGCGGCACAGACUCGGUUUGGGGCCCGAAGCGGGGCAGCACCCGUGUUCUUGGGGAUCGUCAAGAUCGCCCUCGGUCUGCUGUUUGGCAGCUCACUGUUCACUCUGCUGCAGAGGUUUCCUGAGCCCCUCCUGGGCUCCAUGCUCGUGUUCUCGGGUGUAGAACUCGCUGCGUGUUGCCGAUCUGAGAAAGACGCCAAAGGGGUGGCCCUAAUGCUGAUAACGGCCGCGUCCAUUUUCGCAACAAAGAACACGGCGAUUGGUUUUGGCAUUGGAGCCGGUGCAGCGCUCAUUGGAAAGAUAGGGGACGUCGCCUUGCUUCACUGGCAGAAGGGUAGACGCUCAGCCGGUGGUGAGCAGGAUUGUGGGCAUGCAGCUGUGAAAGUGUCUGAUUGCUGUUGA